AUGGAGAAUCUUGCCCUCGGAUAUCUGUUCAGCCACAAGCCUGAUAGACCGGCUGCACUGUCCACCCUGGGGUCUCAUCUGAGGGCUCACUUCGAGCGCUACGGUGUUAUUGAAGUGCUCCAGAACUCAGUAGCGAAGCUACGCCUGGCCAACAACCUCACCCCUCUGGGGCACCCUGAGAAGCCCGCGCGCCUUGCCAGCCUUGGUUCAUCUUUGCGCGGGCGGUUCGAGCGUCUUGGCAAGACGGAGGACUUGGAUCUCGCGCUUGCAUCGCACCGUUUGGCGCUUUAUCUCACUCCCGAUGGAAACCCUGAUGAGCCAGCGCGACUGGCUGACUUUGGCGACACACUGCGUACUCGCUUCGAACGUUUUGGCGAGUUGGACGAUCUCAAACAAGCCACUGCCGUACACCAGCGUGCCCUCGAUGAAACGCCCGCGGGGAAUGUCGAAUACUCCGAUCGGCUCUUCAGUCUUGGUAUCACUCUCAGAGAACGAUUCAUGCGUCUUGAUGCCAACGACGAUCUCCACUACGCAAUCGACGUUCUCGAACGGGCUGUUAGCCUUACACCCGAGAAUCACAUCAAGAGAUCCAUGCGACUUGGGAACUUCGGCAGAUGCCUAGUGAAUCGUUUUCGCCGUCUUGGAGAGCCGGAUGAUCUCGAGCGUGCAAUUGCGACUCACGAGAAGGCUGUUGAGCUCCUACCGAAGGGGCAUCCCGAAAAGCACAAACGACUGGCCGCUCUUGCUGUAUCUCUCGGGGACCGCUACCUACGCUACGGGGAUGUAUCAGACCUCGAGCGCACGAUGGAAAUGCAAGAACUCGCGCUCAAACUCACCCCCGAGGAUCACUCUGACAGACCUGAGCGACACGCAAACUUGGCCGUCUCUCUUGGGGAGCGCUACCGACGCCACGAGGACGCAUCGGACCUCGACCGCGCGAUAGAAAUGCAAGAGCUCGGGCUCAAGCUCACGCCCGAUGAGCAUCCAGACAGACCCGUACGACUCACGAACUUGGCCGUCUCGCUUUGGGACCGCUACCGACGCCGAGGGGAUGCAUCAGACCUCGAGCGCGCGAUAAAGAUACAAGAGCUUGUGCUCGAUCUCACGCCUGAGGGCCACCCUGACAGGCCCAUACAACUUGCGAACUUGGCCGUCUCCCUUUUACAUCGCUACCGGCUCCGUGGGGUGUCAUCGGACCUUGAGCGCGCCAUAGAAAUGGAAGAGUUCGCGUUCAGACUGUUGCCAAACGAUCACCCCGACCGUCCAGAACGACUCGCGAGCUUGGCCACCUCUCUUUCGGACCGCUACAGACUCCACGGGCAUGCGUCAGACCUCGAGCGCGCGAUCGAAGUAGCAGAGCUUGCACUCAAGCUCACGCCCGAAGACCAUCCUCGGAUGCAUGAUCGACUUGCGAACCUGUCUGUCUUCCUUCUGGACCACUACCGACGCUGUGGGAAUGAAUCAGGCCUCAAGCGCGCGAUCGAAGCGGACGAACUUGUGCUCAAACUCACACCCGAGGAUCACCCCAGUAGGCAUGAUCGGCUUGCGAACUUGUCCGUCUCCCUUCAGGAUCGCUACCGAUGGCGCGGAGAUGCAUCAGACCUCAAGCGGGCGAUCGAAUUGAAGGAGCUCGCGCUCAAACUCACGCCAGACGAUCACCCCGACAGACCCGAUCGACUCACGAACUUAGCCUCGUUUCUUUCGGAUCACCACCGACGCCGGGGGGAUGUAUCAGAACUCGGGCGCGCAAUGGAAUUGCAAGAGCUUGCCUUCACACUUACGCCCGAGGAUCACCCUAGCAGGCCUGAGCGACUCGCGCGCUUGGCCUUCUCACUUUGGGACCGCUACCGGCACCGGGGGGAUGUACCAGACCUUGACCGCGCGAUGGAAUUACAAGAGCUCGUGAUUAAACUCACGCCCGAGGAUCACCCCAGCAGGCCCGAUCGACUAGCGAGCCUGGCCGUCUCACUUCGAGCCUGCUACCGACGCCGUGGGCAACCAUCGGACCUCGAGCGUGCAAUAGACAUGGAAGAGCUUGUGCUCGAACUCACGCCUGAGGUGCAUCCUGACAGACCCAAACGACUCGCGAGCUUGGCCAUCUCACUUCGGGUCCGCUACCAACUCCGCGGCGAUGCAUCGGACCUCGAGCGCGCAAUAGACAUGCAAGAGCUUGCUCUCCAGCUCACACCUGAGGAGCAUCCUGACAGACCCAAACGACUCGCGGACUUGGCAGUCUCUCUUUUGGACCGAUGCCGACGCCGGGGAGAUGCAUCAGACCUCAAGCGCGCGAUGGAGAUGGAAGAAGUAGCGCUCAAACUCACCCCUGAGGAUCACCCCAGCAGGCCAGAUCGACUGGCGAGUCUGGCCGUCUCACUUAGAGUCCGCUACCGACGCCUUGGGGAGUCAUCAGACCUCGACCGCGCUAUGGAGAUGGAGGAGCUUGCGCUCAAACUCACGCCUGAGGAGCAUCCUGACAGACCCAAACGACUUGCGAACUUGGCCGUCUCUCUUUUGGACCGCUACCCACUCCGCAUGGAUGCAUCAGACCUCGAGCGCGCAAUAGAGAUGCAAGAGCUUGCUCUCGGACUAACCCCUGUCGGGCACCAAGACGAGGUUGUACGUCUGUACAACCUGGGCAUCUCGUUUUGGACACGUCUGGAGAGGCAGCAGAGCAAGCGCAAUUUCAACUCUGCCUUUGAGUGCUUCAUGAAGGCCACGACACGAUUACUCGGUAAUCCAUCCCUUCGCUUGAAAGCAGCACAAACGUGUGUAGCACUUCUCUCCAAGUACGAUGACUUUUGCUCUAUGGAUUCUCUCCUCCUCGCACAUGCAAACAUUAUCCGGGUCUUUCCCGAGAUAGUGUGGCUCGGGCACAGCGUCAAUCGACGGUUCGAGGAGUCGGCGAAUCUGGCUUCCUUAGUCAAUGCUGCAGUGGCGGCCUUCAUCCAAGCUCGCUCAAGAUAUCAAGCAAUAGAGUGGAUGGAGGCAGGCAGGUCUCUCGUAUGGUCGCAGAUAACAUCUCUACAGAUUCCAUCGGAGGACAGGCUGAAGGAGAAUCACCUUCUUCUCGCCUCCCGUUUGCAGGACGUGUUACUGAGACUUCGUUCAGGCUCUGAAAAUGUGUCUCAUUUGUUGAAUCCCGAUCUGCAGCAACAGGGCUUCGGGCCGGAACAACUUCUGCACAGUGUGGGAACAUCUGGAUACUCUGUAGAAUCGAGGGAGUCGGACUACGAUACAGGAGCGAAUCAGCAUCGUCGUCUGGUCAUCGAGUACGAUAGUAUCCUGAAAGAAGUUCGCAGCCAUGCUGGCUUUGAGAACUACAUGCGUCCGCCAGAGAUAGACAGCCUUCUUUCGUCUAUUGAACGCCUCGAUGGACCUAUUGUCUUCAUCAACAUUCACAGCUCUUCCUGCGACGCCCUCGUUCUCUCCCCAAAUGGAGCGGUCAAGCGCAUUACUCUUGCCGGCCUCACAGAAAGCCGGGCACGCAACUUGAGGGCCCGUUGGAUGCAUUGCCUUUCAGCGUCGGAUCCGCGUAGACGCGGUUCCGUGCGUCCAGAACAGUACAACUGGAGCGGUACCUCAGCUAUGUUUGACAUAGUCCUGAGCCGUUUGUGGACAUGGGUUGUACAACCGAUUCUCCAAGGCAUGGGCCGUAUCGGCAGCAGCAACAUUCCGGGCCAAUUGCCGCACAUCACCUGGUGUCCUACGGGUCCACUCACUCAGUUGCCACUCCAUGCCGCAGGCGAGUAUGACACAAUGCAGCCCGGCCGACCGCACGUCUUCGACUUCGUAGUCUCCUCGUACACCCCGUCGCUGUCUGCGUUGCUACGCUGUCGAGAAGGCUUAAAUGCUACGACCUUGAAGCCCUGUAUGCUUGUUGUUGCGCAGCCAGAGACUCCCAAGUUAGCAGCGCUUCCCGGUACGAAAGCCGAAUGUGCUCGACUUCGCGAGCUCCUCCCGGAGAGCGUGUUCAUGGUCCAGGAGGAAGCUACCCUCGCCGCUACUCUCCCCGAGAUCGGUCAAUAUCCCUGGUUACAUCUUGCCUGCCACGGCUCUCAGGACUUGGUCCGGCCCACGCAGAGCGCAUUCGCGCUGUAUGACGGACCUCUGACGCUGUCGUCGCUCAUGAACACAGUCGCGAGUGACGCCGAACUUGCGUUCUUAUCGGCGUGCCAGACCGCCGUCGGCGACGAUAAGAACCCCGAGGAGUCUAUCCAUCUCGCAGCAGGAAUGCUCGCAGUUGGCUUCAAGGGUGUCAUCGCGACGAUGUGGUCCAUUGGAGAUGACGAUGCACCGGUGGUUGUCGAGGCGUACUACAGGAAGCUCCUUGAGCUGAGAAGCACGCCGGAUGCGAUUGAAGGGCAGACGGGAGCGGCAUACGCGCUACAUUAUGCGGUGCAAGUCUUGAGAGAGCGACUUGGGGAGCGGAACUUCGUGAAGUGGGCCCCAUUUGUGCAUUUUGGCGUAUAG
Molecule: messenger RNA, 4470 nt
Organism: Peniophora sp. CBMAI 1063
Lineage: Eukaryota; Fungi; Basidiomycota; Agaricomycetes; Russulales; Peniophoraceae
Source: the annotation of a GenBank genome assembly